GUGGGAACUAAGGUUGGACGAUUAGUUGUGUUGGCUAUUUUGGUGCUUUUUAUUCUAGGCUCGUGGUCCUACACAAACGCGUCGUCGUCCGUAGAUAAAUGGGGCAAAAUUUCAAGCAGAAUGUGCGACGGUGCCCGUCAAUCACCGAUCCCAUUGCAAUACGGCGAGGCCACGUACGCCCCCAACCUCUAUCCAGUCAGCGUCUACCAGCUAGGCAGAUUCAACAAAUCGGAAUACCUUUCCGUGACGAACAAUGGCCACACGCUGAUGGUGUUUUUCCCUUCUUGUUACUACUUUAUGUCUCUAAACGGUCUUCGAGAUGGGGAAUUCUGCAUUAAACAGUUUCACUUCCACUGGGGCACCGACUCCACCAGUGGCUCGGAGCACAGUCUUAACGGACGCUUCUUCCCCCUUGAGGUACGAUCUAGUUGCUUCCAUCUUUCUUCCUUCAUUUGUAAUUACCACCAUGUGGAGCAGCGAAUGGUCAACAACUACCGCAAAAUUCAAACCAUCAAUCCCGCCACAGUUCUCGUGCCACGAGUGAUCUUUCGCUCGUGGAAUCCAGCGUCUGCAACCACCACCAUGUCCGCAAUCGUCUGCGCGGCCCUCUUCGCUCUCACCACCUUCACCAUUUCGGCGGCGUAG
Mesocestoides corti is the source of this 645-nucleotide messenger RNA. NCBI's taxonomy places the organism in Eukaryota, Metazoa, Platyhelminthes, Cestoda, Cyclophyllidea, Mesocestoididae. The record is from the annotation of a GenBank genome assembly.